Messenger RNA from Xenopus laevis (African clawed frog), 937 nucleotides. Its product is annotated as olfactory receptor 11L1-like. The record is from RefSeq and is a predicted model, not a curated record. NCBI's taxonomy places the organism in Eukaryota, Metazoa, Chordata, Amphibia, Anura, Pipidae. The coding region runs from base 17 to 937 and encodes 306 amino acids. The transcript has a single exon.
UAUCCAUCUCCAGACAAUGCUUGAGAAGAACCAGACGUUGGUCAGUGAGAUUGUUCUCUUGGGAUUUCAGAAUCUCCACAACUUCAAGAUUCCCCUGUUCUCUCUGUUCCUUCUGAUUUACAUUAUGACAGUUUGGGAGAACGUCCUCAUCAUAGUGUUGGUGUCCUCCAGCCAGAACCUCCAGUCCCCCAUGUACUUCUUUCUCCAGCAUCUGUCCAUGUCUGAUCUACUACAGACGGCAACUGUUGUACCCAUUCUACUGCAAACUGUAAUUAGUGACGGUGUCACAAUGUCCCUUGUUGGUUGUAUCUCUCAACUUUAUUUUUUUGCCUUCUCUGAAACAUUUCAGUCAUUCCUUCUAGCAGUAAUGUCCUAUGACAGAUAUGUGGCCAUCUGUAUCCCACUGCGUUACUCUUCUAUAAUGUCCCACAGGGUUUGUGUAAAAGUCGUUCUUAUGUCAUGGGUAACAAGUCUUUGUUCUACAUUGGUAACUGUAAAUAUGAUAGGAAACCUACAAUUCUGUGAAAAUAAAAACAUUGACCAUUAUUUCUGUGAUGUGGAUCCUCUUCUACAACUUUCCUGCUCAGAUACUUUCUUUGUGCAAAUAGACAUUAUUUUACUUUCUAUCCCAGUAAUGAUUUGCCCCUUUCUACUCAUCACUGUAUCAUAUAUGUGUAUUGCCCAUACAAUCCUAAAGAUAGUGUCCAAUACUGGGAGACAAAAAGCCUUCUCCACCUGCAGCUCCCACUUGGCUGUGGUCUCCAUGUUUUAUGGGACUCUCAUUGCUAUUUAUUUAGACAGCCCCAGUAAACAAUCACUGUCCAUUGUCAAAGUUGUCUCUUUAAUGUACACUGUAUUGAUACCUUUGCUCAACCCACUAAUUUACAGCUUAAGAAGCACAGAUAUAAAAGAAGCCUUUAAAAGACAAUUUAAAUAA